This is a messenger RNA of Aphanomyces invadans, 2418 nucleotides long. RefSeq lists its product as hypothetical. NCBI's taxonomy places the organism in Eukaryota, Oomycota, Saprolegniomycetes, Saprolegniales, Verrucalvaceae. Gene Ontology annotation, molecular function: RNA polymerase II CTD heptapeptide repeat phosphatase activity. Gene Ontology annotation, cellular component: nucleus. The coding region runs from base 13 to 1761 and encodes 582 amino acids. The transcript is spliced from 7 exons. The record is from RefSeq and is a predicted model, not a curated record.
GUGACAAGGACAAUGGCGGCGGCAGAAGCGUCGACCAAGGCGGCACUCCGGGGCUGGUGCCGCGAUGCUGAGGUGAAAUGGCGAAUAAGUGAUGGAACAAGUGUAAAGGAAGGAGACGUUGUCGCAGACCUCAUUGCCCUGGACAAAUCGAAGUCCACACCUGUGUGGUCCCCAGAAUUUGGUGUCGUACACAUACAUGCCACACCAACGAAUGAAGCGUCCGACGGGUCACAGGAAAUUGGAUGGGUGGACAUCUGCCAACAUGACGUCCUUACAGCGAAUCGUUCGAUGUGCCAAAUUUGUCUACGACGCUUCGAGGAUGGAAGCGCCAACCAGACCGUCAAAGUUAUUAUGAACGACGGCAUGGCGAUGCAAGUGAGCCACAGUCAAGCCAAGAAACUCGACAGUGACAACAUUACGCGAAUGUUAAAGUCCGCAAAGCUGACACUCGUCCUGGAUCUUGACCACACGUUAUUGCAUGCCGUGCGACUUGAAGACGUCGUCGACUCCAUCGACUCCUAUGAUGACGUCUUGCACUUUGAGAUCCCGGGCAUCCCAACUCCGCAUGUGCUCAAGUUGCGCCCAGGGCUGGCAACGUUCCUCGCAAAUUUGUCCGCGAUGUACGAACUGUGCAUUUACACGCACGGGACGCGAAAAUACGCCGAGAAGAUUGCCGACAUCAUCGACCCGACUCGGAAGCUCUUCAAUGGACGCAUCAUCUCCCGGUCUGACACGCCGGACAUUGGACACAAAGAUCUCAAGUUUCUUUUUCCUUCCUGCGAUGACUCCAUGAUAAUUAUCCUGGACGACCGCGUCGACGUGUGGAGGAAAAACUACGAAAAUGUGUUCAUCAUAGAAGCUUUCCACUUUUUCAACACCCGCGCCGAACUCAACAAUGCGUCGGGGGGAAAGGACAGCGCGGGCGGCAUCCGCAUCCUGCCCAAGGGCGACACGCAUCUCGAGAAAACGUUUCGUGUUCUGCAGGCGGCCCACGCGCGUUUUUACCAAGCCGGAGCCGACGAAGAGGCGCAACUUCGAAACCAAGGGCGUAGCGUCAAAAGGAUUCUGUAUGAGCUCCGCCACGAAGUUCUGAGAGGCGUCAAUAUUGUGUUUAGCGGAGUUAUCCGCUUGGACAAGCCGCCGGAAGUAGACUACUUGUGGAAGCUCGCGCUGUCGUUCGGAGCAAAACCGAGCAUGACGAUGGAUAAUUUUCCCAUCACUCACUUGAUCAUCGACCCUCGCCGACUCGGAUCAAAGAAACACGUCGAAGCGGUUGAAAUGAAAAAUGUCGUCGUGGUAAAUCCGCAAUGGCUGGUGGACUCGGCGUCCGAGUGGUCGAAGCAAGACGAAGCAAAAUAUGCAGUCAAAUUUAUUCUGACGUCGGCGCAACAAGACCGAGAGGCAGCUGAAGGCGCUUCCAAAGCAGGAGACGACGGUGUAGGAAACGAAGAAGCAGGUCAAGACGCGGAGGCUACGACUUCGAGUCGCAAGGGUGGAGAAGUAGUGGUACCAUCGAGUUCAGAUCGGCCAGAAGGCACGGAGGACCCUGCUGCGACACAGGAAUCCGACAAAGGUGGCGCUUCUAGUGAAAUCGCUACGUUUUACGAUGAGAUCGACCACAAUAUCGAAGAUGCAGAGGCGCUCAAGUCACAGAAUACAGAAGCUACGAUUCCUUCACCAGAAGAUGUUUCACCCCAGCCCCAGUCCGUGGUAUUUUCAUGUUGCCAAAAGAGCUCAACGUUGAGUAAGAGACUGUUGUAGGUCAAAGGCAUCUUGUCUGCACCGGAAACAAUCGGUCAAAAGCCGAAAAAGAGCGUUCGAUUCACUCCAGACGUCAAGGAACCCACGGUGCAGUUCCAAAACCUUCCAAUGAGGCACCGAGUGAUGCAUCGAAAGGGGCCGCUUCCGGCGAGGGUGACACCUGCAGGUGUUGUCGAAAGUGGCGGGUCGUUUGAGUUUGUCCAAAGAAUUGCAAAGCUCAAAGCCAAGGCGUCGCCGGCCGCUGCACUGCCCAAGUUUAAUCGUGUGGCCAUUCCAGCCCAAGUACCGAUUGCUGCUCGCACAAAAAAGGAAGAGAGCGUCGAUGACAUCAUGGACAAAUGGGCCAACAUGGAAGAUGAAGAAGAAGUCCAACAACCGAAGCGAAAAUCUGCACUCUUCCAAGAAAAACAUGCAGAAGCUGCUAAGAGAGCCAAGAGGCAGCUCAAGGAGGAGGCCGCCCCACCCCCUGCAGCGGACGACGCAGACGAUGACGAGGGCGUGGUGAGUGGACUCAUCCUGUGGAUCGAACCUGAUGGACAGUCCCCCUCUGUAGGAUGACUUGGAUGAUGAGCUUUUCAACGAUGAUACGAAGUAGGUUAGAUCCGUCGAUGUCAACGAGUGUGACUAGAAAAUUCGAAAGCCAUUUUCCGUUGCAGA